UCAGUGACACACGGGUUCCUUUGCCUUUUAAUGGUCGUGUGUUAUAAUACAGAGAGUGCCUGCAGAAAGCAAAAGCCUGUAUUUUCUCCCCCACGAGACGGCCACGCUGACGUGUAGAUCUGCGGAGCAUGGUGGGGUGAAGACACGGCUGAAUCGUGAAGGUGUGCUCUCGCGUCUCGGUGCAGUAUCGUGAAGCGUGUUGUAAGCCGAGAUUCGCAUAUGCGCAUAAGAACGAGCGGAGAGGAGCGGAGCAGCGAUUAGCUUUGCCGGCGCUAGAGCGCUGCAGUGAUUCCUGGAGGCUGCAAGUGUCGCUGUCUGCUCACGAUGGGCCGCUCGGCAGCCCGAGAGCGCGAGAAGAGAAGCGAGCCCGAGAGAGAGGAGCCGCCGGAGUGCAAGGACAGCGCAGGAAAGAGCAGGGUGCGGUCGGAGCCGGCUUGUGCUGUUGGCAGUGGAGAUUCAGCCGGGAGGAGAGCGGCGGAAGCGGUGGCCCGAGCUUUGAAAUGUGGCCGCGAGAGAGGCGCCGGGACCGCCGAGGGCGAGCGCUGCUGUGGUGCGCCUGGGUGGCAGCGUGGGUGCUGGCGCGGGGGCAGCUGCGCUACUCGGUGCCCGAGGAGAUGCAGAAGGGCUCUUUCGUGGGCGACGUGGCCAAGGACCUGGCGCUGGAGCUGGCGGCGCUCCGCGACCGCGGCGCCCGCAUCGUAGACACAGAUAGGAGUCAGUAUUUUGCUCUGCAUGAGAAGACCGGCCAUUUAGUGACGGCGGCACGGAUAGACAGAGAGCAAGUGUGUCGGCUGCUGGAGACGUGCCUGAUCCAUUUGCAGAUUCUGAUACAGAAUAAAGCCCAUCUUUAUACUGUGGAAAUAGAAAUCACUGACCUGAAUGACAAUGCUCCCACAUUCCAGCAAGAUAAACUGCAGGUUCGAAUCAGUGAAACAGCAGCCGUGGGAACACGGUUCCAACUGGAAGAAGCACAAGACGCAGACGUGGGUGUGAAUGCCCUGCAGCGCUACGAGCUGAGCGGCGACGAGCACUUUGCUCUCGAUGUGCUGGUGGCACCAGACGGCUCGAAGUAUGCGGAGCUGGUGCUGGCGAAGGCGCUGGACCGGGAGGAAAGCACCAUUCACGACCUGGUGCUCAGGGCAAUGGACGGCGGGGAGCCGGUGCGCACGGGAACAGCGCGGAUCCGCGUGGUCGUGCUGGAUGCAAAUGACAAUGCGCCGGUGUUCAGCCAGGCGGUGUACACAGUGCGUGUGCGGGAGGACGUGCCCAUGAGGUCAUGGCUGCUCACUGUGAACGCCACGGAUGCAGAUGAGGGCACCAAUGCAGAGCUGACCUACUCGUUGCGCAGAACGCCCGGUGAAGCAUCAUGCAUCUUCCAGGUGGACGCCCACACUGGGGAUGUUACAGCCAUAGGGACGCUGGACUAUGAGGAAGCGGCUCUGUAUGAGCUGGAGGUGCAGGCAAAGGAUGGUGGGGACCUCUCAGCCAGGGCAAAAGUCCUGGUGAGUGUGAUUGAUGUGAAUGACAACGCACCUCUAAUCACAGUGACAUCUGUUGUGAGCUCCAUGUCCGAGGACAGCCCCCCGGGGACUGUUAUCGCUUUUAUAAAUGUGAAAGAUGCAGAUUCAGAGGCCAAUGGGGAGGUCAGGCUGUCCCUCCCAGACAGGCUGCCAUUUCGCCUAGAGAAGUCCUCUGAGGACUACUACAGUGUGGUGACGGCGAGGGAGCUGGACCGCGAGGAGGUGUCGGAGUACAACGUGAUGGUGCGGGCGACGGACAGCGGGUCGCCGGCGCUGUGGAGCAGCACGGUGCUGCCGCUGCGGGUGCUGGACGUGAACGACAAUGCGCCGGUGUUCGCGGAGGCGCGCUACAGUGCCCAGCUGCGCGAGAACAACGCCAAGGGCGUGCUGGUGCUGUGGGUGCGGGCGGCGGACGCGGACUGGGGGCAGAACGCGCGCGUGCGGUACCGGCUGUGGGAGGGGCAGGUGCGGGGCGCGCCGCUCUCGUCGUACGUGUCGGUGAACGCGGAGACGGGCGCGCUGUACGUGCUGCGCUCCUUCGACUACGAGGAGGUGCGCGAGGUGGGGCUGUGGGUGCAGGCGGAGGACGGGGGCACGCCGGCGCUGAGCAGCAACGUGUCGGUGCGGCUCUUCAUCGUGGACGAGAACGACAAUGCGCCGCAGGUGCUGUACCCGCCACCGGUGGCAGCAGCAGCAGCGGGUCCGGGCUUGGGCUGGACAGGCAUGGAGCUGGCACCGCGCUCGGCGGAGCCCGGGGCGCUAGUGGCCAAGGUGGUGGCGGUGGACGCAGACUCGGGGCAGAACGCGUGGCUCUCCUACGAGCUGACCAAGGCCACGGAGCCGGGGCUCUUCCACGUGGGGCUGCACAGCGGCGAGGUGCGCACGGCGCGGUCCCCGCUGGCGCGUGACGCGCUGCGGCAGAGCCUGGUGGUGGUGGUGAAGGACCACGGGCGGCCGGCGCUGUCGGCCACGGCCACGCUGACGGUGGUGCUGGCCGAGAGCGUGGCCGAGCUGCUCUCGGAGCUGGGCAGUGCGGCGGCGCCGGGCGAUCCCCCCGGCAGCCUGGCGCGCUGGCUGGUGGUGGCUGUGGCGGCCGUGUGCUGCCUCUUCCUCGCCUUCCUGCUGGCACUGCUGGCGCUGCACAUGCGGCACUGGCGCCGCUCACGGCUGCUGGCGGCGGGUGGCGGCGCCUUGCGCGCCGUCCCAGCCUCGCCCUUCGUGGGCAUCGAUGGCGUCCGCGCCUUCCUGCACUCCUACUCGCACGAGGUCUCGCUCACGGCCGGCUCGUGCAAGAGCCAGCUCCGCUCCCCAGGUGCCAGCUGCUCCAACACGCUCACGCCCGUGCCACCGCCCGACCAGUGCGCCGCGCUGCUGCCCCAGGAGCCCUCGAGCACCGCUGGCCACAGCGGAGACACCCUGCUGACAGUGGUGACGUUAGAAGAAGAGGUAAGCCUCCCGCGGGGCGGCUGCUCGCUCGCGCAGUGCCCGCCUCGGAGCCGGAAGAGCGGAGCGGAGCAGGGGCGGACUGGGUCUCGCCGCGCCGGUCGACCUGUGAGCCAGCUGCGGGGGAUCUGCAGAGCAGGGCGGCGUCGGAGGACGGGAGGCGAGGCGCGGCGAAGGCGGCGAGCGGUGGGGAUGGGAGCGAGGCAGGGAGCGCAGCGGCGGGCAGCAGCCAGGCACGUCGCGCUGCUGGCCGUGCUGCUGCCGGUGUGCUGCCGGGCGGCGCCGGAGCGGCUGCGCUAUGCGGUUCCCGAGGAGACGGGCAGCGGCUCCCUGGUGGGGCCGCUGGCGCGGGACCUGGGGCUGAGCCCGGCAGACCUGCCGGCGCGGCAGCUGCGGCUGGUCUCGGCGGCUAAAAGGCAGCUGAAACACUUCGCGGUGGGCGCGGAGAACGGGCACCUGUACGUGAGCGAGAGGCUGGACCGGGAGGAGAUGUGCGGCGACUCCGCGUCCUGCUCGGUCAGUUUCGAGGUGGUGCUGCAGAACCCGCUCAACGUUUUCCACGUCGACGUGGCCAUCCAGGACAUCAAUGACAACUCGCCGGUCUUCAGCAAGGCAGCUCUCGCUCUGGAGAUCGCGGAAUGGACUGUUCCUGGUGCGCGGUUUCCGCUGGAGAUGGCGCAAGAUCCGGAUGUGGGAAGCAACUCGCUGCUCAGCUACCAGCUCACUGACAGCCCCUCCUUCUCGCUGGCAGUGAAGGAGAGCCCGGAUGGAAGCAGGCAGCCCGAGCUGGUGUUAGAAGCAGCUUUGGAUCGUGAGAAGCAGAGCUCCUUCCAGAUGGUGCUGACGGCGGUGGACGGCGGGUCUCCGGCGAGGUCGGGCACGGUGCAGAUUCGCAUCACCGUGACAGACGCGAAUGACAACGCGCCCGUGUUCAGCAAAAGCGCCUACGAGGCGCGAGUGCGGGAGAACGCGCCGGCGGGGUCGCUGGUGCUGCGGGUGCGAGCCACGGACGCGGAUGCGGGCUCCAACGGCCGCGUCUCCUACGCCUUCAGCAACGUGCCCGAGGCUGUCCGCGCUGUCUUCAGCAUAGACAGCGACAGCGGCGACAUCCGAAACGAAGGGACUCUGGAUUUCGAGGAGAGGAAUAGAUACAGCUUCGGCGUGGAAGCGAGGGACGGGGGCGGGCUCAGCGGUCACUGCAAAGUCCUCGUAGAGGUCACAGACGAGAACGACAACGCGCCCGAGAUAACGCCGCUGUCGGUGUCGAGCCCGGUGCCCGAGGACUCCCCGCCCGGCACCGUCGUCGCCCUCGUCAACGUGCACGACGCGGACUCUGGCGACAACGGGAAGGUGCGGUGCGAGCUGGAGGGCGAGUCGCCGUUCGCCAUCGUGGCGUCGUCGGGCAGCUCGUACAAGGUGGUGACGGCGAGCGCGCUGGACAGGGAGCGGGCGGCCGAGCACAACGUGACGGUGGUGGCGAGCGACGGCGGGAGCCCGGCGCUCUGCAGCCGCACGACGCUGGCGCUGGCCGUGUCGGACGUGAACGACAACGCGCCGGUGUUCGAGGAAGCGGCCUACAGCGCCUACGUGGCGGAGAACAACGCGGCGGGCGCGGCGGUGCUGCGCGUCCGCGCGCGGGACGCGGACGCGGGCGCCAACGGGCGCGUGAGCUACUGGCUGGCGGGCGGCAGCGCGGGCGAGGCGGCGGCGGCGCCCUACGUGUCGGUGGAGGCGCGGAGCGGCGCGCUGUACGCGCAGCGCUCCUUCGACUACGAGCAGUGCCGCGAGUUCGCCGUGGAGGUGAGGGCGCAGGACGGCGGGUCGCCGGCGCGCAGCUCGACGGCGACGGUGCGCGUCUUCGUGCUGGACCUCAACGACAACGCGCCGCAGGUGCUGUGGCCGGCGGCGGCGGCGAGCCCCGGCGCGGGCCCGUUCGAGGUGGUGCCGCGGUCGGCCGAGGCGGGCUACCUGGUGGCCAAGGUGGUGGCGGUGGACGCGGACGCGGGGCGCAACGCGUGGCUGUCGUACGAGCUGCUGCAGGCGACGGAGCCGGCGCUCUUCCGGCUGGGGCUGCACAGCGGCGAGGUGCGGACGGCGCGGGCCGUGUCGGAGCGCGACGCGGCCCGGCAGCGCCUCGUGGUGGUGGUGAAGGACCACGGGCAGCCGGCGCUGUCGGCCACGGCCACGCUGCACGUGGUGCUGGCCGAGAGCUUGCAGGAGGCGCUGCCGGCGCUGAGCGAGCGGGCGGCGGGCGCCGAGUCGCCGGCGGAUUUGCAGUUCUACCUGGUGCUGGCGCUGGCGCUGCUCUGCGCCUUGUUCGUGCUGAGCGUGGCGCUGGCCGUGGCGGCGCGGGUGCGGCGCGCCGGGCCGCCCGCCGUCCUGCGCUGCCUGGGCGUCGAGCGCUUCGCCGCCGCCGGCCCCGCCUUCCCGGCCGACUUCUGCGAGGGCACCUUGCCCUACUCCUACAACCUGUGCGUGGCGCCGGGCCGCGCCGUCGCCGAGUGCGCCUUGCUGCCGGCCCCGCUCCCCAGCCGCGCCGUCGACGAUCUUCUCAGCGGCGACCCGCCCGCGAUGCUGACGCCCAGCAGCAGCCGUGCCCCGGCAGAGCCGCCGUCGCACCCCGACGCAGUGCAGGUCUGUAAGCCGACCCCAGCCCUCUUCUCGCACCCUUCCUUAUCUUCACACCCCCCGCGUCUGCUCGUUUGUAGUUUUCGUAAGCUUUAGCAGCCUGUGCUGCUUCUCCUCGAUUGUAUUUGCAUCUUAACGAGGAAAGGGGAGCGCCUGUUGAGGCGAAUGGAUGAACGGACGAAUGACUGAGAACAAGCAACACUCCGGUGACGCCUUGCUUUUAGGAGCAGCAAGUGCUCCCGUAGGGUUCUUCUGCUCACAGUUUGGGAGGUAUGCCG
Messenger RNA from Rhea pennata, 5869 nucleotides. RefSeq lists its product as uncharacterized. Lineage: Eukaryota; Metazoa; Chordata; Aves; Rheiformes; Rheidae. Gene Ontology annotation, cellular component: plasma membrane. Gene Ontology annotation, molecular function: calcium ion binding. The record is from RefSeq and is a predicted model, not a curated record. The coding region runs from base 501 to 5687 and encodes 1728 amino acids. Gene Ontology annotation, biological process: homophilic cell-cell adhesion. The transcript has 3 exons.